AUGGCGGGAGACAGGGUGUCGAUCCCGCAAUUGUGUGGUGAGAAUUGGUCAACAUGGAAGGCCAAGUUCCGUGGGCUUUUUGGAUACAAGGGAUGGCUGUGUGCGGUUAAGGAACCGAAGUCCGUGGAAAAAAAGAAAGUGUCAAGCCAAGCAAGGGGGCUGAUGCUGAUCCACACGGAAGAUGCAUAUGGGGACGCGCACGCGCCCGCAAUGGACCGCGGCCGCGUUGCGCGCACAGUUUCAAAGAAAGGCCAAAGUGGGCCGAUUGUGGAAACGAUGCGCGAAGUUGUGGAGGUGUCUGAGGAGAUUGGAAAGGGCAAGGAGAGUCCACAAACGGCGGUAGAGAGCAAGCCCGCCGGUGUGGAACAGGCAACGGAGAAGCUUGUAAUGGAGUCCCACGUGUUGGGAAGAUGUCCCGCGAGAGUGCGACGGGAGCCCGCAGAGUGGUAUCGGGCAAAUGUGGGAGCAACGGAAGCCGUGGAAGCCGAAGAGCUGGAGCACGGAGUGGAGAAGAUGUCGCCGGAGAAGAGCGACGAUGGCGACAGUGGAGGCGUGUGGGUGACGCCAAAGGCAAAGAAGACAGCCCGCAAGAGGAGCGCGACGAGUUAG
This is a messenger RNA of Klebsormidium nitens, 609 nucleotides long. Lineage: Eukaryota; Viridiplantae; Streptophyta; Klebsormidiophyceae; Klebsormidiales; Klebsormidiaceae. The record is from the annotation of a GenBank genome assembly.